UCUAAACUUCACAAUAGCAGCUCCUGCUUUCCUACUUAUUUCUGUCCUGCAAAUAUGAAGAAAGAAGAUAACCUGGAGGAGCAAAGUCUGCAGCACGGUGAAAUUUCAAAACCCAAAAAAAGACAUUUCAAGAAAUGUGCAAUCCUGGCAAUAUCUGUGUGCUUACUCAUGAUUCUAUCUCUUCUGACGCUGCUGGUGUUUGUGAAGGAUUUCUGGAAGCAGAAACCAGAGAAGGUCUAUGAUGUUGAAUACAAAUUCCUCAGAAACGGAGAGAAGACAACACUCUUGAUGGAGAUUGAUCCCAGGAACAAAAUUGAAACUUUUCGGAUGGAGAACGGCACAGAUAAUGCGGUGGAGAUCCACGACUUUAAGCACGGAAUUACUGGCAUUUACUUCGCUGGAUUGGAAAAAUGCUUUAUUAAGACUCAGAGCAAAGAAAUCCCAGCAGUUGAGGCGACUGAGCUGGAAGUUGAGGAAGGUGAAAUCACCACCACAAUCUAUGAACAGUCCAUGUUCUGGAUCCCCUCUGAGAAUCCUAUAGAGGACACAGAUUUCCUGAAGAAUUCCAAAAUACUGGAGCUCUGUCACAAUAAGUCAGUGCACUGGAUCUUCCCUUCUUCUCCAUCAGCUCCUGAAUUUCAAGAUUUUGAUGAUGGAGAAGACGAUGAGUCAGAAGCAGAACAACAAGUAUUUUCACCUAAAGAUCAAAGAGGCAAAAGGCAGAGCGGCAAACGUCAGUCCAGAUCUCUGACCGAAGAGGACCUACCGGUCAAUGACUAUAGAGAAGUUGGGCUUGACUUCCAUCCAAGUUGGGAUAAUAGAGGCUUCUGCUGCACUCACUGCCGCCGUGGACAGAGAUACUGCCAGAGAGUGUGUGAGCCCCUUUUGGGGUACUACCCCUACCCUUACUGUUACGGCUCAGGUCGUGUGAUCUGCAGAAUAAUUAUGCCCUGUAACUGGUGGGUUGCCCGUAUGCUGGGCAGGGUAUAAACUAUGUGAGCUCUAUAUUAUCUGUAUACAUUUGAUGUGAAGUAAGAACAGUCAUCUUGCAGUCUUGCAUUGUCUCAGAACUACAGCUCCCAUCGUCCAUAUUGUUCAUCAGCCCUUAUAACCUAUACAUUAUGAUCACAAUCCACUAAAUACUGACAUCUAACCAAUCCUGCCCAAAAUUGCACCUUUUACAGGUAGCGAAUACAGUCUAUGGUUCAUUUGGCGUCUUUUGAAAGAUGAACAAUAACAUACUGUGUAUCCCAUCAUAUCCAAGACUUUAAUGUUGCUUCAUAUUGCCCAGUGGAAAUAAUAAUGGAUUUUCAAGUUCUCAUAUAAUAUAAGGCUUAGGCAGGGUACUGGCCCUCCUUAAAGAGGA
This is a messenger RNA of Bufo bufo (common toad), 1366 nucleotides long. It is a transcript of the gene TNMD, whose product is annotated as tenomodulin. Gene Ontology annotation, biological process: negative regulation of endothelial cell proliferation; negative regulation of angiogenesis. The transcript is spliced from 7 exons. The record is from RefSeq and is a predicted model, not a curated record. Lineage: Eukaryota; Metazoa; Chordata; Amphibia; Anura; Bufonidae. The coding region runs from base 55 to 990 and encodes 311 amino acids.